This is a messenger RNA of Lagopus leucura (white-tailed ptarmigan), 2125 nucleotides long. RefSeq names its product mucin 13, cell surface associated (gene MUC13). The transcript has 11 exons. NCBI's taxonomy places the organism in Eukaryota, Metazoa, Chordata, Aves, Galliformes, Phasianidae. The coding region runs from base 1 to 1146 and encodes 381 amino acids. The record is from RefSeq and is a predicted model, not a curated record.
AUGGCUACCAUGUCUCUUCUUUUCCUGUCCUCAACUACCACACCUACAACACCUGGGAGCAGUACUACCAUCACUGCAGUACUAACAACAGAAGGGGAGUUAUGCGGAUCCAGUCCUUGUGGAGGAAAAUUGUCUACAUGUGUUCCCCUGAAUAACACGUAUAUAUGCCAGUGCUCGUAUGGAUUCUACUACUACAGCAAUGAUUGUUAUCCAGGGAAGGUAUUCCCAGGUACCGUUACACUGACACAAGCAUUCGGUAAUGAUAUUCAGGAUGUAAAUUCAAUGGAGUAUCAAAAUAUGGUCCAAAACAUAAUACAAUUUUUUCAAAUCGCUUUUGAAAAUAUGACAGACUACAGGCAGACCAUCAUCGUGAAAUUUAAUUAUAUAGAAGAUGCAAACACCAGAAAUGCUAAAAAUCCAGUGAAUGUAACAGUGAUGAACAUCUUCAGAGAAGGCACAACUGAGACCGAUGCUGAUGUUGAGAAGGCAGUAAUGGCAGCAGCAGGAAAUUUGAGCUACGUGAAUGGGUACUCAACUGCAACCGCGUGUGCUGUUUAUCCGUGUGAUGACACAACCACAACAUGUGAGGAUGGUGCAUAUCCAGUAUGUGUAUGUAAACCAAAUUUCACAAAGACAGCGUGGGACACAUAUUCUUGUUCAGAUUGCGUGAACUGUACAGAAGAAGAAAACAUGUUCUGUGACAGACAAAAUGGCGUUCCAGACUGCAAAUGCAUGGAUAACUUUAAAAAAGAGGGUGAAAAAUGUGUAAGGUGUCCAGUGGGCUACUCUGGAGAAGACUGUCAGAAUAAUAAAGAACUCAUCCUUAUAAUAGUGGGCACAGUGUUUGGAGUCAUUAUCUUGUGUUUAGUGGCAGCAGUCUCAAUUGUUUCAGUAAGAGCCAAGCACAGUCAUGAUCCGGAGAAAAAGAGGUUGAUAAAGCCAAGAAAUUCCAACUCAAAUAUCUCUGAGGAGACCAGGAUCUUCCCCAGGGUCCAGACCACUUCUGGCCAUGUGAACCCAGGAUAUCAGCCAAACAACCCUUACGAGGUGGAUUCCUCAAACAGAGGUGUCUUUGUGGAGAAAAAUUACGAUGACUUGUAUGAAAUAUCGCGGCGGCCUGAGGACUUUCAGAUGCAGCGCAGAUAACUAAGUGGCCAGUAGUAGAGGGAUGGACGACAACCACAGCACUGGGUCAGACCAAAGAGCUUCACAGCCUCUUACCAGCACAGUUAUUUCAUCAGCAGAGACAAUGGAGUCCAUAGUACAGGAUUCUGAAGAUUUUCUAAAAGAAGAUUCCUACUUGAAGAGAAGGGCAGUAACUCUUUGAAAUAAGGGACAAUAAAAAUAAAGCAGAGUGUAGGGAGAAGGAGACUUCCAAAAAGCUAAAAUGGUCCUGUGGCCAUUCCUAUGAACUUUCAAUGGACCAGAGCAUUGGCAAAUAAGUGAAUGUAGACAAGAUACCAGGAUUUUAACGCAGCUGUGUUUCAGUUCUUCUGAAAGAUGGUCCGUGCAAUGUGUGUGAUGCUGGAAAUGCCAGCUGCCAGAGCUUUGCCUACAUUUGUGCUCACUUGCUUCAGGCAGAGGCGUAUCAAACAGUAUCGAAACUUUUGUGAGAACCUAGCGUUGUUCUCUUUACUAUAUCAGUCUUUCUCCCUUCCUCAGCCCCCCCAUUAUUUUCUAUCUGAAAGCAUUCAGUUCAGAUCUCUGCUGGCAACUGUUGUGAGAGACAACCCUGUCUGACCUCUUGGGUGGCCUUCCUUCCCAAUACAACUCCAGAAACUAUUAUCUUCAAACCAGCACUGUUGUUCUCCAUCUCAUGCAAAUACGUUGAUUUUACAUUCUCAGCUACUGUGGAAAGAACUGGCACUUUUUUUUUCUCUUUUAAUCUGUAAGAUUAAAUGGAAUCAUCUUAAACCUUUCUUUUUCAUUACUUCAUAAUUCUGUUUAAAAAUCAUGGAGACCUAAAAAACAUUUAAUGGAGAAUACAUGUGCAUCAUCUUUUGACUGGCGUUGGCACUUCUUUAUACAUAUAUAUAUAGAGAGAGAGAAUAUAAUGUCCAAAAAUGUACAUAUAUUUAUAGAUUAUAUUCAUUUAAAGCAUCAUUUAAUCUCAUGUUUUAUGGUU